UGAACAUGCCGCCUCAUCAUCACUAGUCAUCAUCGGUGCCCCGCUCCCCUCCCACUCUGCCGCAUCUCGCCGUCGCCGCGGAACCCGAUGGGCUGCUUCCUUGGCUGCUUCGGGGGGGCCAAGGAGCGCCGCCGCCGCCGCAAGCGGUCGCCGGCACAGUCCCCCAACGGCCGCGCCCGGGCCGCCCCGCGGGUUACGCCGAAGAAGGUUGAUUUGGAUGGGGAGGUCGUCUCGGCCGCCGCGCCGCUCCUGGCGACGCUGCUCGAGCUGAGGGACUCAACGGAUGACAUGUGCUUGGCCGUCGUGAAGAAGAAGGUGACAUUCGAUCCCAACGUCACUACCUUCGAGGCGGUCGCGAUCCCGGAGGAGGACGGCGAGGGAGCCGAUCCGGAGGAGGAUGGCUCUAGCAGGGAGAAGGACUGGAUGCUGACGCCGGAGUGCGCCAAGUCCGAGGCCUUCCCCUUGAACCACAGGUACAGCAACUGCGCCGACAGCGACAACGAUAGCGAGUACGAGGACGCCGAGGAGGAAGAGUACGACGAAUUCGAAGACGAUGACGAGGAUGAGGAAGAAGAGGACGGGCUCGAUGAGUGCGCGAUCGACGACGAAGGAGAGGAGCACGGUCUCCUCAGCAUUGGGCGUAGCGAGGAGGAGGCGUGCGAGUCGCUGUUCCUGCUCCCGAUCCGCAAGACGCCCAAGGAUAGCGGCGGCCAGGUAGCAGCGACCGGCGCGGCCGCGUCGGAGGCCCCCGCGGUGCUCAACUCGGUAGAGAACCUCACCCAGUGGAAGGAAGCCAAGCCCAGCGUUGCCGCCGCGCCCAAGUCCUCGGACAAGGAGAACGUCGCGCUUGGGCAGGAGAACAGGAUGGACCUCCUCGCCGAGCCAGCGGUGGCGACCAAGAAGAAGGAUGAGAGACCGGCGUUCUCGGACUACAGCUACACCCCCAGCACGCCGAGCAAGCAGGAGGCCUCCGUGGACGCCAGCCUCUCCACAUGGCUCGGUUCCUCGGGGACACCUGAGAGCAACUCGGUCCGGUCCUACUCGCCGAUCAGCCGGGAGGAUCGUCCGAUCCUUGGGGCCCUGACCGUGGAGGACAUCAAGAUAUCAUCAGCCAAGUCGUCGCCGAGGAGGUCGAGGUCCCCGAGCCCGAGCCCAGAUGACAUGCCGAUCCUGGGGACGGUGGGGGCUUACUGGAACUGCAGUGCCAAGGGGGCUGAUCCGGUGACAAGAGGGGGGUUUAUGAGGACCAGAACCAGAUUUGGCCAGAAUUUUGCAGGAUGAAACGGUGAAUUGCUAAUGACACCUCCCGCUAGGAGGGGAAAGAGUGCCAAAAUCGGUUGAGUCAUACAGAGUAUGAGAGUGCGAGAGAUUGUGAAUCCAGUUACAUUUCUGUGGUCUGUCUAUUCUUUCAUAUGUUGUAAACAUUACAUUGUCAUCCAUAUUUUAGCAUGGUGUUUUUGUGGCACUGUCAA
Molecule: messenger RNA, 1472 nt
Organism: Panicum hallii
Lineage: Eukaryota; Viridiplantae; Streptophyta; Magnoliopsida; Poales; Poaceae
Product: histone H3.v1-like
Exons: 4
Coding region: 88-1281 (397 amino acids)
Biological process (GO): male meiosis II
Source: RefSeq, a predicted model, not a curated record